Molecule: messenger RNA, 1649 nt
Organism: Orcinus orca (killer whale)
Lineage: Eukaryota; Metazoa; Chordata; Mammalia; Artiodactyla; Delphinidae
Gene: FBXO15
Product: F-box protein 15
Exons: 10
Molecular function (GO): protein binding
Source: RefSeq, a predicted model, not a curated record
AUGGCGACCGGACGCGGCCGGCAACUGCAACCGCCCUGGCGCAGCUUCAUGGCGCGGACCCCGCCACUCGGCGGCGACGGCUCGGCCCGCGGGAGAGCGGGGAAGGCAGCCGGGGGCUCGGGGUUCAGAACCGGGCGAGGUGUCAGGCUGGUCGUGGGCUGCGCCUCUCUGGGUCACCGUGCCCGGCUGGAUAAGCCCUGUGGGAAAUCCUGCACCGGCUGCUCUGUCUCUCUGGACGGUUUGCCUUCAGAAAUCCUGCUGAAGAUCUUGUCCUACUUGGAUGCGGUGGCCCUGCUGCGCGCCGGAUGUGUGAACAGGCGCUUUUAUCACCUGGCCAAUGACAACUUUAUUUGGAUCAGAAUCUACUCAACUGCCUUUUCACCUAAACGAUCUAAUUGGAAAGUUAAUUCAGUAGAGAAGACAGCCGUGUCUAUGAACUCACUGUCAGCUGCGGAUAAAGAAGCUGGAUAUUGGAAGAAAGAAUAUAUUACAAAACAAAUAGCGUCUGUAAAAGCAGCUCUAGCUCGGGUUCUCAAACCUCUCCACCCUUGCACAGGCCUCCCAGUUAAGACCAAAGAGGCCCUCAGAAUAUCUGGUUUAGGUUGGGUAAUUAUAUUGAAAGAAAAUAGUGGAAAAGAACACAUCCUGGAGCACGUUGAUCUUUCCUUCAAUGAUUCAUCAGUCACGGCCAUGUGGUAUGGCAAAGACUGGCCACGUCUUGUCACACUGUCGACCUUAGAUUUGUGUGGGGUGACGCCAGUGUUUCUGAACCGGUCUCAAACCCCCAUGAAAAAUGGACCUCGGUGGCAUUCUUUAAUUGCAAAGUACAACCUGAGUCACUUAACCGAGUCCACCAUGCUUGGCUGUGAUAGGCUGAUCCGGAUCUUCUGCCUGCACCCGGGCCUCGUGGUGGGGCUCUGGAAGAGGGAGGAAGAACUGGCUUUUGUUAUGGCAAAUCUUCAUUUCCAUCACCUUGUGGAGAGGAGCACGUUAGGCUCGGCUGCUGUCCCCUACGAGCUGCCUCCUCAUACCCCCCUUUAGGAUGACAGCCCGGAGUGUGGACUGAGUGGCUACCAACUCCAUGUUGAUAUGCACAGCGGGGGAGUUUUCUGCCUGUGUGGCACAUUUGGCAACCUCUCCACCAGCAAAGGAUACAUUGAAAAUGAAUAUAUGAAGCUCAGUGUGAUAAGUUUUAAAAAUAGCACCGAACACCUACCUCUUAUUGGAAAAGUUGGCCUUUCUUGGAAAACUAAUAUUUUUGAUGGCUGUAUAAAGAGUUGCUCUGUAAUGGACUUAACUCUUUUGGAAGAAUAUGGGAAACCCUUCUGGUGUUUCAGUUCCCCAGUGUGCAUGAGACCCUCUCCCGGGCCCUCUGACGGCCCUGCUUUCUUGGGGGAGACGUACCGUGUGGACUACGCAGACGCGGAGGGAAGGGUGCACUUGGAGCUGGUGUGGAUCGAGGAGACGGGAGAGUACUUUAUCGUCAGCCUGGCGCUCUACCUGCGGGUGGCAAAGAUAAACCACUGGUUUGGGACCAAAUACUGAGCAUUAGCAGUAGGCGGCAAAUUAUUGUUGCUGUUUGUUUCUUUUGGACUGACUGGUUUUGUUCUUGGUGUUUGUUGGAAGUUAAAAUAAAGCAGUAGUCUGUU